UCCUAUUAGAGGAAAUACGGUAUUUAAAUCCAGUCCUUUCAUUUCUCGAUCCUUGGAGAGCCUUCAUCAACCUCUUCCAUCAUUUCCUCCUCGUUUUUACUUCCUUCCUCCUUCCUUUUCUUUCAAAAAAAUUUUUUCUUCAUCCUCAUACAAUCACUAAAUAUUUCUUCUUCUUUUAUCUUCAAACACUUUUUUUAAAAAUAAAUAUAAAAAUAUUUCUGCAAACAACAAAAAAAUGUAAGGAAAUUUCCUUUCAUCUAUCCAUCACGCAUUUUACUCUUUUUAUUUUUCCUUAUUCUUUUUUUAAAUGUUUGCGCAAUCGUGACAGCCCCCUUCCCCUUUAAAGUUGCUUUAGCAGCUUCAUCACAUUCUUGGCCACUCAUAAUUUGUAUGUUUGUAUAGUUAAAGCAGCUGUACGAAUUUUUUCUUUCUUCUAUUUUUCGUCUUUGACUCAUUAAAAAUCAAAAAAAUUUUUAUUAAAAGUUUGGAGAACUUUUUAACACCUAGAUAUAAUCUAAAAACAGUCGACUAACGUAUAGAGUGAAUCCAAAAUGAGACCGUGAGAUCCUUUGUUCUUUUUUAAGAGGACAACUAAGGAUUUUUAGAAAGAAGGCUUCUUGGGAGAGAAGGCUUUUCAGGAGAUAAGGCUUUCGAAUGAGCUUUCGAAAUGUUGACCUUCGAAUAAGUUAACUAUAAUGGGUCAUGGGUCAACUAUUAUUAUAGAGGGACUUCACUAUAUACAUUGCUCAUUUCUUGGUAGUAGUCCACUGUAGAGGGAGUUAAUUAUACGGAAUUAAGCUUUAUAUCUAAGCCUAUCGACGUUAAUCAUUCUCUUCUUUGUUAAGGCUUUGGGACAUAAUUCUAAUUAAUUUUUAUUGCUUUAUUCUGAUGAGGGGAAUUAAUGAGAGAGUAUACUCCAAGUCCAGUCCCAACAGCUUUUGCUUCUGUUGGUGCCUUUGAUCAUUCUUUUGAAUCCAGCUCUCGUUCUGAUUUCAUGUCUGCAAGUGGUGGACCUGCUAGCACUGAUCAAAGAGCUGGGAGACAAACAACGAAUAUUCGAGAAAUUCCGAUUCAAAGAUCGGCUUCAGCUUUUGCACCUUCUAUUGGGGGAAUUAUGGGGAGUGGUGCUAGACCGAUACAGGCUGCAGCACCUCCACCUACCCACAAUGAAUAUUAUAGAAGAGAGGUUUUAACCCGAACAUUGGUUACACGCUCUACUGAAGCUUUGAGUGCACCUCCACCUUUAAGUCGUUCACCGCCAGUUGCACCAACACUGCCUCCUACACGUCCCUUAAAUGUUGAUCUUCCUCCUAGAGAUCAGCUUUCUGAGGAAUAUUGGGUUCGAUAUUCUCGCAACAUUGAAGAAGAAGAACGCCGACUACGCUCUGAACAGGAACAUCGUCGCCGAGCAGAAGAAGAACGUCGCCUUCGAGUAGAAGAACAACGCCGCCGUCUUGAACAACAAGAACAAGAAUUGGUCGAAAAAUUGCGGAGAGAAAGAGAACAAUUGGGGAAAACAUUGGAAGCCCAAAUGCUCGACAGGGAACGUGCUGAACGUGACAGAAUACAUCAGGAUCGGUUGGAAAGAGAAGCUGCUGAACGUCGACGUAGAGAGGUGGAAAUAAUACCUUUUGGGAAUUUUUGGUAUUGGAAUGAGGAGGAGGAAGUUAUUGAUGAAGAAUCCUUUGAGGCUGUGAAUGAGGAGGAGAAUAAUCGUUAUUUCUUGUUGGAUAUUCUUUGAAAAUUGGGGAGAAAUUUGAAUUUUUGAUUAAAAAUCUUGUAUAGCAAACAAGUAGGGUCCCUCCCCGCCCCUCC
Meloidogyne enterolobii is the source of this 1815-nucleotide messenger RNA. Lineage: Eukaryota; Metazoa; Nematoda; Chromadorea; Rhabditida; Meloidogynidae. The record is from the annotation of a GenBank genome assembly.